CCGCCCUCCCACCUGCUGCAAACCUCGCGAUGUUUCCGCAGCACGUCACCCUGGAAACCAGGCGACGGGGACGCGAUGGAGUGCCGGCGGUCGGCGGGCUCGACAAAGAAAGCUCUGUCUACUAGAUCUGGCUCCCUUCCAUCAGCUUCAACAAAGAAAGCUCCUCCAGAUUUACUUGCGAAAGAAGAAGAGUACAAGAAAUUAAAUGCAGAACUGGAAGCAAAAACAGCUGAACUGGUCCGGCAAGCUGAAGAAGUUAUGAAGGGACAAGAGGAAAUACUGUCUCAAUCAAGACCACAGUAUGAAAUAACUGAACCAGUGGACAAAGAGAAACUGAGAGAAUUUUUUUCUUUUGAUGGAUCAUCUUUUGAAAAUAAAGUAAAAAAGAACAAAAGUAAGGUUGGAUUGAGGAACAUAGAGCAAAGCAGACCAUGUUCAGCAAACAAAGGAAAGAAAACUACAAGCGCUAAACAUAAAAGUAUUGAAUUACACGUGGCCGAUGAUGUUGCAGUUCCAGAAGAUUUUUCCAAUUUCUCCCUUGCAAAGACAAUUAGCACAAUUGAAGAUCAGCUGGAGGAUGGAACUCCUGCUGAUGUAGAAGAUGUGGUAAUGCCCAGCAUGGGCAAUGAGAUGAGCACAGAGGCCCAGAUACGAUUUCUGAAAGCAAAAUUAAGAGUAAUGCAGGAGGAACUGGAUAGACUAGCUCAUGAAUACAACAAGAAGGAUGAUGAAAAUAACACAUUGACGAGUCGUGUAAAGGAGGUAGAGGAAGAACGCAACAGAUUACAGAAGACGACAAGCAUCCAGCAGUCUCAGAUUGAGAAAUAUAAAAGCUUGGCCGAUGAGGCACAAAGGAAAAGUGAUGGUUUGCAACAACAAGUAUUUUCUUUGCAAAAGGAAUUAGACAGUCAGAAAAGAGCCCAGAAGCAAUUUGCUACAAACCACAGUGCCACAGAGGUUCGCCUGAACAGGGCAUUAGAAGAAACUGAAAAAUACAAAGCUGAACUUAAUAAACUGAAGCAGAGUAAUAAGGACAUAACUAAUCAAGAAAAACUAACAAUUGAUCAGCUGAAGACUGAAAACAAGAAGUUGGAAAAGCAGAAAACUGAGCUUAUGACUGGCUUUAAGAAACAGAUGAAGCUGAUAGAUAUCCUAAAAAGGCAAAAGAUGCACAUGGAAGCUGCUAAGAUGCUCUCCUUCACUGAGGAAGAAUUUAUUAAAGCAUUGGAAUGGGGAAACUGAUUGGAAGAAACGACAAAGUAACAAGUCAAUACUGUAAAACAUAUUUGAAUGCAAUUGCUAGUUUUCAAAAUCUGUGUUCAUCUUUUAAUAUUUAAUGAUUAUUUUAAAGAAAUAAAGAUAUUUUCUACCUUUAUUUUUUUUUACUCUUUAUCCUAGUGGUCAAUUAAAUAUGGAAUGGUUAUUGGUUUUAAACCUGAUUGUGUACAUUCUUUGUUCUUAAAUCCCAACACUUGAAAUGCUACAUGGGAUUUCAUUAUUAGCCUCUAAUAUCUGAGUGCUUGAAGUGACCCAAAUUGGCAGCAGGAAGAACUGGUUGACUUUUGUUUUACUUUUUCAUUUAUUCUCCUUAGAGCUCACCAGAGUUCAUACUUUUCAAUGCCUAAUUAAACACACUUAAAUUGUUACAAAGUUAAAGUAUUUGAAUUUUUAAAUGUUACCUAUCGAUAAGAACUACGAAGUAGUAAAUUCAACUAGAGUAUCAAGCACUCUAAUCCAGCACCAUAGUUCUAGUCACCUUUUUACAACCAAACACAGCAAAUGUUUGUUAUGAUGGGCUGGAAACUUGGUGACCUGGUGAGAUUAUUCCAUUU
This is a messenger RNA of Pristis pectinata (smalltooth sawfish), 1832 nucleotides long. RefSeq names its product testis expressed 9 (gene tex9). Lineage: Eukaryota; Metazoa; Chordata; Chondrichthyes; Rhinopristiformes; Pristidae. The transcript has 12 exons. The record is from RefSeq and is a predicted model, not a curated record. Bases 76 to 1242 code for a protein of 388 amino acids.